UAUAGCCCUUGACUUCAUAAGUAAGCAACCCACAAACUCAACAGUACUCUCUCUUACAUUCACACCGAGAUCACCCAUUUUGUUUUUGAGUAUCCACACAAACAUUAUAUAUAUAUAUAUAUGCAGAUUUUAGUUGUGAUUGGAAAAAAGCUAGAAGAAAGAUAGGAAAGGGUAAAGGAAAAUGGAGUCCACAUCUGUUAAGAAGGAGAAGAUUGAGAGCAGAAGCUUGCUUGAUAUGGUGUUUUCUUGGUCUGUUAGAGAUGUUCUCAACAAAGAUCUUUACAAAGACAAGGUGGGUAAGAUUCCUGAGACUUUCAGAUCACUUUCAAGUUACCUGAAUUCCUUUAUUCCUCCUCUGAUUGAAGAAAUACAUUCUGACUUGUCAUCAAGCUUCAAAUCAAUUUCUCAGACAACACCAGCCUGUGAAAUAUCGAGUGUUGAAAAAUCUAAAGACUUUAAACUUCCCAAGGACUUGUUUUAUACAACUAUAGUGAAAGGAAAGAGAGCUUCCAAAGGAAAGAGAGAUUCCAAGAAGAAUAAUGUCGAAAAGUAUCAGCCAGAGGUGGGAGAUCUUAUUGCCCUGACAGGAGUGAGGCCAAAAUCUACUGAUGAUCUUAACAGGCCAAACAGACCUUAUCUCAUCGCUCUUGUUUAUGGGGUAGACGAAAAUGAGCCUAGCAGAUUCUUUAUACUCUCAUCGAAGCCUAUUACGAACAAAGAUGACCCAGAAACUAGUAGGAAAUUCUUAUUUCGAGAAGAUAAUGAGGAAACUGAGAAGAAGAGAGAAAUGCUUUUUGGAGUUUAUCUUGUUAACAUGACAACAAGUAUUCGAAUAUGGAAGGCAUUGCAUCCGGAGCUUGAAGGGACAAACUUGAAUAUAAUCAAGAAUGUGUGUCAACCCAUGUCUUUUGGGAGUGAAUCAGACUGUGCUGAAUGUUUAUCUGAACAGACUGAGACUCCUGGAGUUUCAAAUAUUUUGAGUUUGAUUCGAUCUUUCAAGUUAAAUGAUUCCCAGGAAGCUGCCAUUUUAAGUUGUAUCAGAAAAAGGGAAUGUCACCAUGAGAAUACAGUAAAAUUGAUUUGGGGACCUCCAGGGACUGGCAAGACAAAGACAAUUGGGUUGCUCUUGUUUGCCCUUCUUAAACUAAAAUGUAGAACUGUCACAUGUGCACCAACUAAUACUGCUGUCCUGGAAGUUACAACACGACUUGUGAGGCUAGUUUCGGAGACACUUGAACACGAUACUUAUGGACUUGGAGAUAUUGUUUUGUUUGGGAAUGGAGAAAGAUUGAAAAUUGACGAUCACAAUGAUCUUCUUGAUGUGUUUCUUGAUUAUCGAGUUGACAUGCUUUCCCAUUGUUUUGCAUCAUUCUAUGGUUGGAGUGCUAGUUUGUCGUGCAUGAAAUCUUUGCUCGAGGACCCUGAAGGGCAAUACAAGAGGUAUUGCCAAAGCUGGACAAAGGAAGAUGAUGAGGAAGACGACGAUGAGAAUGAAGAAGAUAGUCCCGAAGUUACUGAGAAUGAAGAAAUGGGUAAGAAUCAGAAAUUGGAGCAGAACAGAAAAUUGUGGAAUCAAGUUAUAUCAAAGUUCUUGAAAGGAAAUCAAGACAGUAAAAACAGAGUGUCUGAAGAGAAAAAAUCGGAAAAGAAACAAUGUGAUGAUCCUCUCACAUAUGAGGAAUUUCUAAAGAAGAGAUUCAGAUAUUAUUCUGAGAGGCUCAAAUUUUGCAUUGUCAAUUUGUAUACUCAUUUACCUACUUCUGUCAUUUCGAAAGAUGUUGUAGUAAACAUGGUAAAAGCUCUCAAUCAGCUCAAGUAUCUUGAGAAAGUUAUCUUCAAAUGGAGUACUCUUAACGAUGGUGGGCUGAAGCAAAUCUUUAAAGAUAUUCACAGUGGAAGGACAACGUUUCUUAACAUUUCACUUCGUCGCACGAUAAAGAAUUUCCUUGAAAUCCUCGAAUUGCUGCCUCAAAAAUUUGCAGUUCCAGAUUUCAUUGAGAAAUAUAUGAUAAAAAAUUUUUGCUUAGCAAAUGCAACAUUGGUUUUUUGUACUGCAUCAAGUUCUACUAAGUUGCAGACUGAAGGAAUGGCUCCGCUAGAAUUGUUGGUUAUUGAUGAAACAGCUCAACUCAAAGAAUGUGAAUCAGCCAUUCCUUUACAACUACCAGGUUUACGCCACGCGAUUCUUAUAGGCGACGAGCAUCAACUGCCUGCAAUGGUCCAAAGCCCGAUUUCUGAGAAUGCUGAAUUUGGAAGGAGCUUGUUUCAGAGGCUGGUUCUGUUAGAAUAUCAUAAACAUCUACUUAAUAUCCAGUACCGGAUGCAUCUCAUAAGUCUCUUUCCAAACAAAGAGUUCUAUAAUGGGCAAAUUCGCGAUGCUCCUAUUGUACAACAAAGAAGUUACAAGAAGGAAUUUCUCGAUGGAAACAUGUACACCUCAUACUCGUUUAUCAACAUAGCUCGUGGAAAAGAACAAUUUGAUGCAGGACAUAGCCGGAAAAACAUGGUCGAAGUUGCUGUGGCAUCUCAGAUUGUUGAAAACCUUUUCAAAGAAUUUAGGCAGAAGAAAGAUAAAAUCAGCAUAGGCAUUGUUUCACCUUAUAAAGCUCAAGUUUAUGCAAUCCAGGGGAGAAUUGGAGAGAAGUACAUUUCAAACGAAGAAAAUGGAUUCACGGUAAAUGUCCGUUCUGUUGAUGGAUUUCAAGGUGGUGAGGAGGACGUGAUAAUCAUAUCGACUGUGAGAUGUAACGGGGCAGGAUCAGUUGGUUUUCUUUCGAAUAAUCAGAGGGCGAAUGUGGCUCUAACUCGUGCAAGGUACUGUAUGUGGAUAUUAGGGAAUGAGGCGACUCUAAGUAACAGCGGCUCAGUCUGGCAGAAACUGAUAAAUGAUGCCAGGCAGCGUGGAUGCCUGCAUGAUGCCGAUGAAGAUAAAAGCUUGUCUGAGGCAAUUACUGCUGCCUUGGUUGAAAUCGAUCAAGUCCAUAUGAUACUAAGUAUGGACUCUCUAAAUCUCAAGGAUGCCAGAUGGACGGUUUGGUUCAGCAACGAUUUCCGGAAAUCUAUUACAAAGAUCAAAGAUCCUGAGACCUUCAAGGAACUUUAUAACUUGCUAAAAAAGCUUUCGAGUGGCUGGCGCCAAUCAGAAGACGAAAGAAAUGUUGUCUCGCUUGAUGGAACAUGUUCCCUGCUGUUGGAACAGUAUCCAGUAAACAGCAAUCUGAUUCUGCUUUGGGCAGUUGAAAUUCAAAGGGAGACUUCAUACCAAGUUCAGGUAUUGAAGGUUUGGGAUGUUCUGCCGCCUUCCGAAAUCCCGAAGCUCGCGAAGCGCCUUGAUAACAUAUUCGGAAAUUACACAGUUGACAAAAUGAAUCGCUGCAAACACCAGUGUACAGAAGGGAACUAUGUUGUUCCGAAUAAAUGGCCAAUAGACAACGAUGGGUCUUCUAGAGAGAACCUAUUUUUCAAAGAUGACUCGUUUCAUUCGGUGUCAAGAUCAUUUGGAUCUCUCAGCUUAAGAGACAAAAACAGAGGAUCAACAUCAAGUUACAGAGGAUCUUCAAAGUAUAAUUUCAGAGGAAGGAGAGGCAGGGGAUUCUAAUUCUAGUGAAGAAAACCAGAAGAUCUAUGCUUGGAACAUUUUCUUGGUUUUUUAUGAUUAUGACCUAUUGAAGAAUUAAGAAGGAUAUGAUUGAUUUUAUCUUUUUUAUUUCUCUAUUAUUACAUACAUAUACAUAUACAUAUAUAUAUAUAUGUAUGAUUAUAUGUAUAACCAAUCAUUCAGGCUGCAA
Messenger RNA from Carica papaya (papaya), 3788 nucleotides. RefSeq names its product P-loop containing nucleoside triphosphate hydrolases superfamily protein. Gene Ontology annotation, molecular function: helicase activity. Lineage: Eukaryota; Viridiplantae; Streptophyta; Magnoliopsida; Brassicales; Caricaceae. The record is from RefSeq and is a predicted model, not a curated record.